AUGUCAUCAGAUUCAGGAUCGCAUAAAAAAGAGGAGGCCAAUCGAAUUUAUGUGACAGGAUACUCUGCUAAAGAAUCUGAAAUGGAAAUCAAGAACGCAUUUGCUAGACAUGGCGAAAUUCAAGAGUUUUCUUGGAAAGGGCGAUUUUGUUUCAUCGCUUAUGCCAAGCCUGAGGACGCAUCUGAUGCAGUUAGAUUAAUGAAUAUGCAAGACUUCAACGGGAGAAAUCUAAUUGUCGAGUUGGCACGAGCGAAGAAAAAAGAUGGUGCAUGCUAUUAAUGUGGGAAAUAGGGGCAUUUUGCUCGCAAUUGUCGUUAGAAUCGACGCUCCUACUCUGACUCCAGGUAUAAGAAAUUGUGACAUUAGGCGCCAUUCUAAAAAGAAAAAAAAACAUCCAAAGCAUCGAUCUUCUAGCUCUUCCUCCAGUAGUGAAAAGAAAAAGUCAAAGAAAAAAAGGAGAAAGAGUUCCUCGAGUUCUCAUUCCCGAUCAAGUGAUUGAUAAUCAAAUAUUCAAAUAUAUUAAUAGUAAAUUUAUAAUA
Messenger RNA from Paramecium tetraurelia, 539 nucleotides. RefSeq lists its product as uncharacterized. The record is from RefSeq and is a predicted model, not a curated record. The transcript has 3 exons. Lineage: Eukaryota; Ciliophora; Oligohymenophorea; Peniculida; Parameciidae. Gene Ontology annotation, molecular function: zinc ion binding; mRNA binding. Gene Ontology annotation, biological process: mRNA splicing, via spliceosome. Gene Ontology annotation, cellular component: nuclear speck.